ACUAGUAGAUAGUAGAUUUCUAUGUCGCUCCAAAGCAAGAAACCCUUCGGAAAAAGAAAAGAGAGAAACUUGUACGCAUAGAAUGAAAAGAAAUAAGAAAUGUUACUUUGCAAAAGAAUCACAAACUAUUCAUUCAUUUGGGGUUUGUUAAAGAACAUAGCUUUCUGUUAAUUUCACCAUUCAUUCAAAUCGUUCAUAAUCAAUGGACAUUCUGGGUCAUCAACAGGAGCGAAAGGAUUUUGAGAAGGGGAAAGAGUUCAACAUCACAUUUCUUAGGAAAAUGAGAAGCAAGCAUCGUCGAACUCAAGAAGCGUCCAGAUGAAUGUUACAGAGUUUUAUCACUCAACCAGAGUCAGAAACCAUUGAAAAACAGUCAUCCAAUAUAUCUUUAACACAGGGGAGUCCAUUUUCAAAAUCAUUUUUUCGGCAAGUUGUAUUUUUAAUAUUUUAUCAGCAUAACUAAUUGAAAUAUUUUUAUCACAUGAUCAAAAUUAAUAAUUAUUUUAUCUCGAGCAAUUCAUCUUUAAAUCCAACUUUUGGAUACUCACUUAGAGAUUUUUCUAAGUGAGUAUGCAGAAGUUGAAUUUAAAAGACUCGAGGUAAAAUAAUUAUUACUAUUGGUCAUGCGAAUAAAAAAUAUUUCAACCAGUUAUGCUGAUGAAAUUUUAAAUAUACAGCUUGCUGAGAAGAUGUUUUUGUUUCUCUUCAAGUUGGAUGAGAAUUGACUCCCCUGUGUUAAAGAUAUAUUGGUAGAAUGUUUUUCAAUGGUUUCUGACUCUGGUUAAGCGAUAUUCAUCUUGAUGCUUCUUGAGAAUGUUGCGGGAGGAUUUUAAAUAUGCAGCUUGAAUAGAUGUUUUUGAUUCUCUUCAAGUUGGAGGAGAAUGUUACGUGGUAGUUGUUCAAAAGCUUCGACAAUGAAGGCAGUGGGCCUUGAAAACGAGGCCUAAAAAAAAGGAAAGUUUCAAGCUCUAAUUUAUCUGAAUUAUACAGAUGUUUCCAUUUAUUUAACUUACACUUGUUGUUCUUUGGAUCUCUCACACUAUUAGGAAUUUUGGAGAAUGUUUGUAUUGACUUGUAUGCCUUAUAAUUAGGUUUCAUCUUGCUUGCUCCUACUUGAGUUUAAGAGGCAAUAUUCCAUUACUCUUUAUCUCUCUCACCAUGUAAAAUACACAAGAAGUGAUUAUAAAAUUCUGAAAUGGUUAAGUUUCUCGCUUUUUGAUGUUAUUUCCACUAUAGUAUGUGUAAAUGAAAAAUAGAGUUUUGCGACUUCAACUUUCCAAGGUUACUUUUUAGUUUCUCUACAUUAGAUUUAUGAAAGAAUGAAAAUCUAAAUCUGUAUUUAAAUUUUAAAAAUGAUUGUUAAAUUACAAAUAAAUUGUAGCUCUGUAUUUUUAGAGGUCCAACUUAGGAAGUUACAUAACAGAGUAACAAAUUGAUUGAUAAGAAUAAGAUACUUAGUCUAUCACACCCUACCAGUCGUGAAAUAUCAACUGAGUCACUGACAUGUGCAUUGCAUUUACUAAGUUUUAGGUUUUAGUGUUUUAUACAAGUAUGAUAGCUCUACAUAAUUAUAAGCCUAAGAGACUCGAGCUUUAAUUUUCCUAUUGCCCCGGUCUUCAUACUUUAACUCACCAGAGGUUUGUUAAUUAAAAAACUUAAUCAUAAUAUUGGGUGAGGGCUAAAUAAAUAGAAAGAUUGAAUAGUGAAUAUAAACCUACAAAUAACUUUGUUUGGUGAUAGGAUUAAAUUCAAGACCAAAAAUCUAGAGUUAAAUGUUAAUUACCUAGGGCCAAAUGAUUAGAUUUCUACUUCAUUUGGCUGAACUAUUCUGUAGCCUGUAGGUGCAUGGUGUUCAUUCUUCUUCAAGAACCCUUAAUUGGGGUAGAAGAAUUAGUUUGGCUUUGCAAACGGCUAAAGCUAUUAUAUACUUCAUUCAUCAAACCCACCUGUGAUCAUUAGUUAUACUAAAUCUUCUAAUGUUCUUAUUGAUCAAAAUUAUAAUGCUAGAUUAGGUGAUUUUGGUUUAGCACUUACAUGAUAGGGUAAGGUCCUAUGGGUUAUCUUGAUCCUUUUAUGUCACUCCUGAUAAUUUGAGUACUGAGAUUGAUGUUUUUAGUUUUGGUAUUUCAUUGUUGGAGAUUAUAAGUGGAAGGAAAGCAAUUGAUGUUUCUUAUUCGCCGCCAUCUGCUGUGGAUUGGGAUAUUCCACUUAUUAAGGGAAAGUUUGCAGUUUAUGAUCCUAGAAUACCACCUCCUAAGGAUCCUGUUGUGAGGAAACAAUUGACUUUGAUUGAGGCGAAAUGUGUUAGGUCUUGUAGGGAAAGAAGGCCUUCGAUGAGCGAGGUUGUUAAUUGCCUUUGUGGGUUGUGUAAAUUGGUUCCGACUUCCGAAUCAUUCGUGGAGUGGUUUCAAUGUUAAUAACCCUUGAAUGAUGGUUGAAACAGUUGGACGUCUGAUUUAACCGAGAAACAGCCAGUUAAGUAGUUCAAGGUUUGCGGAAGAUGGGAAUUAUGGUGGUUUGGAUGUAGAUUGUUGAAGUCUGUAUUGAGAUAUUAGAGGAGAGUGUAUUCAGAUUUGGGGUUUAGCAGUAAUUUGAUGGAUCUUAUGGCUACGACUGAGGAGGCGGAAUUUAUACGAGAUGCUGAUGGUGUUGUUCAAACUAGUUCUAAAUCAGUUGAACAAGUUUCUAGUUCUAAAUUUAAAGCAGGAUGUGUAAAGGCCACAUUUUUUGUACACAGCAUCUCUGCCAACAAUUUGGAUUGAGAUUUGAAAUGGGAUGUUGAUUUGAUACUUGAAAGAUGAAGUAGACAUACUCUAAAGAGCGGCCACAAUCAAUUUAAUCCAAUGCUGCAAGUUGUUGGCUAGAUUAUUGGCUGAUCAUUGGGAUUGCCUAAACGCUCUCGGGUUAAAGGUUUAUUAAAAUGAGGUAGGACUAUAUUGGAAGAGGAUACCCUACUUUUCUAUGUUCAAGUUCUUAAAAAAACUAAAUAUGGGUGUUGACAGUAUCGGAAUAUCGAUGUUAAUUUCUUUCCUUGUAUUAGCCAUCAAAAGUAAGCAUUUUUUUUAUAUAUAUCUUAGAAAAUUAAGAAAAGUGAAGUUUAAAAUAAAAGGGCAAAGUCGCAAACCCUACGCAGCCACGCCUUCAGUUGUUCCGCCGUUUCUCUUAAACUCGGGUAAGGGCAUUGAAAACCCUAAUGUAAUCAUCAUAUUUAUUGGAUCUUAGUAAUGCUUGUUAUUUGUGAUUUCUCUAAUUUUUGUGUUUGUUUGUUUUCCUUUGAAUAUAGUUCACAUACCUCGUGUUUUCUUAAGAUCUAUGUUUAAACCGUUCCCUAGAUCAUAUAAUUAAUCUUAGUAGAUUGAUUCGGAAUGAAAUAUAACUGAAAUGAAUGUGUCAGAUUCUCUGCGUGAUCCGCUUUGAUGAUAAUUGUUAACAAGGUUUUAAUUGUGCUGUGGUGGUGGUGCUAUUGAUUGCGAUUAGAUCUUAAAUGUGGUUAUGGUUGUGUGGCGGCUAUUAUAGGCUGAUUCAAAAUUUUGACUUAUGCUUCGGAGAUUACAAUGUAUUUUGACUCCUUUUAUGUAUCGGCAUCGAUUACAUAUUCGAUACCAAUUCUCUCGGAUAUACAUAUCCGUGAAGUAUCCAAUUUUUAUUUAUUUUGAAAAUAUAAUUUAUCUAUUUCUAAGGCAGACUUUUUUAUCCGUCAAUUUCUCUGUGCAAGUGCUAAUGUCAAUACAAUAUCUUUGUGUGAGUGUGUUUGUGUCCAUUUAAACAGUUUUAUUCUCUGCCUAUACCUAUAAGUCCAUUUCAAUGCAUGACUCUUUUCAUUGUUAACUUGAUUCAUAUUUGUGCUAAUAAUAGUUGUAUUUAUAUUUUUUCGCAUUAAUAUUCACUUCAUAAUUACAGUAUUCUGGAUUUUUAUUCCAAAGUUGAAAUAAACAAUAUCCAACAGGUUCACUUCUCUGUAUUAUACUCUCGUUUAACAUGGAGUUCAACAUGCCCCAGUUAGCGGUACCAAGGAUCUACACUGGUCCAGUAGCCGGUGUCAAAGUGUUGGUUGUGGAUGCUAACUCAGCAUGCCGAGCAGUUAUAUCAAAAUCGCUUCUUUCACUUGGAUAUGAGGUUGCAACUGCUACACUAGCUUCCGAGGCUUUAUCCAUUAUCGGAGAGAAAAAGAAUGAAAUCAAUCUCGUGCUUGUGGAGGCUCAGUUGCCUGACAUGGAAAUAUAUGAGCUUGUAGCGAAAAUGAAAAGCUCUAAUAUUCCAUCUUUCAUUAUGACUUCUUAUGAUGAUGACAUUCUGUCCAUUACACAAGCGCUACAUAUAGGAGCUAAAUGGUCUUUUAGAAAACCGGUUCGGAUUUCUGAUCUACAACAGCUGUGGCGAUUCGCAGUGUGGAACCGGUUUGAACGAGCAUUCUGCGAAGAAGUAUUUUACUAUUGGUGGCCAGAAGUGGUUACGAAUGGUAAAGCACAAGAAUCUUUUGAUAAUAAAGAUACUAUAGUACUCCUGAAAACCAGAAGGCGUACCUGGACUGAUGAUUUACAUAGGAAGUUCUUGGAUGCUGUUCAAACAGCAGGAAUAAACGCUCCACCGAAGACAAUAUUCGAGCUUAUGGAUGUGGAAGGACUUAAGAAAGAGAGUGUUAGAAACUAUUUAAAGAAAUAUCGUCAAUCUAUGAAUCUACAUGCUAGUCCAAUGGGACAGCAUGUGAAUGGAGAUGUGUCUCUGACUAAGAAAAGUCGAGGAAAACGCUCUCUAUCCUUAGGGAGUCAAGGUGUUACCGACAAUCCAGCUUUCAAUCAGAAGGAUCUAAGUAAUUUUGUACCUGCAUCUGAAAUAAUCAGCCAGGUUGUAAAUACUGCUGAUGGAAAAGUUUCUAACGCAGGACAACAAUUGAAUUUUUCAACCCUGCUGGCCUUUAACAUGUCCGAUCAAUUUUUCCCAGCACUUCCUAUUGCUCUACUACCAAUAGAAAAAAAUGAAAAGAUUGAUGAAGUUUAUAAUGCAAAAGAAAGUCAGAUGUUUACUGAUGAGGAUUUGAAAAUGUGGUUGUCGACAAUUUCAGACAAUGUGACUCAAGAUGCUGUUGCUUGAAGCUGUGGAAGGAUGGCAAGAAAAUAAGAAUUUUCUCAAUAACUUUAUUUUUUCUGUCAUUUUUGCAUCGAGAAUUUGAUAUUAUCACUGGUAAUUGCUAGUUUUGAUUUAAGUAUUCAUAUAUGGAACUUGUUUAAAGAGGAUGGCAGCGUCAACAUUAAUACUUGUUUGCUUAUAUAUGAUGAAACCUAAACAAGGAAUAACAUUCUGUUCUUAAUAUAUAUCCAUUCUACA
This is a messenger RNA of Trifolium pratense (red clover), 5325 nucleotides long. Its product is annotated as two-component response regulator ARR11-like. Bases 3979 to 5091 code for a protein of 370 amino acids. Gene Ontology annotation, biological process: cytokinin-activated signaling pathway; phosphorelay signal transduction system. NCBI's taxonomy places the organism in Eukaryota, Viridiplantae, Streptophyta, Magnoliopsida, Fabales, Fabaceae. The record is from RefSeq and is a predicted model, not a curated record. The transcript is spliced from 9 exons. Gene Ontology annotation, molecular function: DNA binding.